CGGCCCCGCGCGGGCGGGGUGCGCCGUUGGCGCGAGAUAGGAAAGCGCCGCCGCCGCCGCCUCCUCCCGGCCCCGCCAUGGCGCGACGGAGCCGCGGGGAGGAGCAGGAUGAGCUCCAUUGCCAGGAUACCGACUCGGAUGUGCCGGAGCAGCGGGAUGGAAGGUGUAAAGUCAAGUGGACACAAGAAGAGGAUGAGCAGCUGAAGAUGUUAGUGAGACAUUAUGGGCAGAAUGACUGGAAGUUCCUGGCCAGUCACUUCCCUAACCGCAGUGACCAGCAGUGUCAGUACCGGUGGCUGAGGGUGCUGAAUCCAGACCUGGUUAAGGGCCCUUGGACCAAAGAGGAAGACCAAAAGGUAAUUGAACUGGUUAAAAAAUAUGGCACCAAACAGUGGACCCUGAUAGCCAAGCACCUGAAAGGGCGGUUAGGGAAGCAGUGCCGGGAGCGUUGGCAUAACCACCUGAACCCUGAGGUGAAGAAGUCCUCGUGGACAGAGGAGGAGGAUCGCAUCAUUUUUGAGGCUCACAAAGUCCUGGGGAAUCGUUGGGCAGAGAUUGCCAAGCUGCUGCCUGGCAGGACUGACAAUGCUGUGAAGAAUCAUUGGAACUCCACCAUCAAGAGGAAGGUGGACACAGGAGGCUUCCUUAAUGAAACUAAGGAGUCCAAGUCACUGUACUUGCUUGUGGAGGUGGAUGAGAAGGAAAGCCAAAGUGGAACAAAAGCUGGGAGCCGAGUACUGCAACAGGAUGUUUGCAGCAGGAACGUGCUGCCCAGCUGGCCAGUGGAUAGCUCUGAAAUAAAGGAAGAAGACCUCAGUGAUGAGGAGGUGACUGGUGUGCAGGAGUUACCCUCAGAGCUGCCAGCUGCUGAAGUGGCAGAGCAGAAUCCUGAGGGGACCCCAGAUGAUGUGGUGCCUGAGGAUGCCUCUUUGGUCACAUCCCCAUACAAAUGGGUCGUCGAAGCUGCCAACUAUUUGUACCCAACCUCUGUGCCAGCCUUCACUGAAGCUCUGGACAUGAUUGAAUCAGACCCAGACGGGUGGUGUGACCUGACCCAGUUUGAUCUGCCUGAGGAACCCUCUGCUGGCAGCAGCAGUAGCAGCAGCAGCAACAGCCCUGUCAGGGAAACCCCCAGCAAACCAGUGCCCUCCCUGCCCAACAUCACCGAGUACCGCCUGGACGGCCACACCAUCUCUGACCUCAGCAAGAGCAGCAAGGGGGAGCUCAUCCCCAUCUCCCCCCACGCAGAGGUCAGCUUUGGCACCCCCCCCUCAGUGCUCAAGAGGCAGAAGAAGAGGAAGAUCUCCCUCUCCCCUGUCACAGAGAAUGCCACCAGCACCAGCCUGUCCUUCCUUGACUCCUGCAACAGCAUGACACCCAAGAGCACCCCUGUCAAGACACUGCCCUUCUCUCCAUCUCAGUUCUUAAACUUUUGGACCAAACAGGAUACACUAGAACUGGAGAACCCAUCUCUGACCUCCACACCUGUGUGCAGUCAGAAGGUGAUUGUCACCACCCCUCUGCACAGGGACAAGACCCCUCUGCUCCAGAAGAACUCAGCAUUUGUCACACCAGAUCAGAAGUAUGUGGUGGACAACACUCCUCACACUCCCACACCUUUCAAAAAUGCCCUGGAAAAAUAUGGACCAAUCAGACCUCUGCCACAAACUCCUCACCUGGAAGAAGACUUGAAAGAAGUGCUGCGAAGUGAAGCUGGCAUUGAGCUUAUCAUUGAGGAUGAUGUGAAACCUGAGAAACAAAAAAGGAAACAAGGGCUGCGCAGGAGUCCCAUCAAAAAGGUCCGGAAGUCUCUGGCUCUGGAUAUUGUGGAUGAAGAUCUGACACAGAACACCCCUGCCCUCCCCAAGACUGUCUGCUUCAAAAGAGCCCAGCCUGUGAAUUUCCUGUCAAGGUCCCUGAACCUUUCCUCCUCAAGCAGGAAGAACGACAGUGGUUUGCUCAACAGAGCCUUCGUGCAAGUGCAGCCAGAGAAAAUGUCCUACAGGAAAAUGCCAAGCCACUUCAGACCACCAGCACCAAUGACCAGGGCUUGGAAAGUGGUGGCCUGUGGUGGAACCAGAGAUCAACUCUUGAUGCAGGAGAAAGCUCGACAGUUUUUGGGCACACUGAAACAGAGUCACACAUCAAGGACUUUAAUCUUAUCAUGAAGGAUUGUUUUACUUUUCUAUUAUAUUUUUAAAUUUUUUUUUAUAAGGGGAGGGAGAACCACAGGAAAAAAACCACACUCUGCCAGGCCAUAGUGCAUGGGGGUGGAUUUUUUUCCUUCUGUUCCCAGGUAGAUCUAUUAUUGUAAUAAAAACUGGGCUAACUGCUGGCUAAUAUGUGGAAUGCAAGUUUUGGGAUCAUUAUGGAAAGGCAGCUAAGGAGAGCUGGAGAGCUAACAGCAAGACCUCUCUGCAAGACCUGGGUUCUGCAGAAGUAGAAGCAUGAAGAUGUGUCCUACCUUGGAGCAGUGUGUGCAGCAGAUGGUGGAGAACUGCCUGGACUUCCUGCUGGCUGCUCUGGAACCUCAGGAACAGCUUUUACAAACAGUCCUGUAUGUUUUGUCAACCCUUCUGACCUUCUCCAGGGAUGGGGCUGAUCCCCCUUGGCUCUGGGAGGAGGGAGGGUGGUGGUGUGCACUCGUGGGGGGAUGUGCUCUGGGGACAGAUGUGUUGGGAACAGCCCCUUGGUCCCUGUGGGGCUGUUCAGUACUGCCU
This is a messenger RNA of Calypte anna (Anna's hummingbird), 2720 nucleotides long. RefSeq names its product MYB proto-oncogene like 2 (gene MYBL2). The record is from RefSeq and is a predicted model, not a curated record. Gene Ontology annotation, biological process: regulation of DNA-templated transcription. The transcript has 14 exons. Gene Ontology annotation, cellular component: nucleus. Gene Ontology annotation, molecular function: DNA-binding transcription factor activity, RNA polymerase II-specific; RNA polymerase II cis-regulatory region sequence-specific DNA binding. The coding region runs from base 78 to 2168 and encodes 696 amino acids. NCBI's taxonomy places the organism in Eukaryota, Metazoa, Chordata, Aves, Apodiformes, Trochilidae.